Molecule: messenger RNA, 3328 nt
Organism: Centropristis striata (black sea bass)
Lineage: Eukaryota; Metazoa; Chordata; Actinopteri; Perciformes; Serranidae
Gene: gimapl
Product: GTPase IMAP family member 9
Exons: 3
Coding region: 100-906 (268 amino acids)
Molecular function (GO): GTP binding
Source: RefSeq, a predicted model, not a curated record
CGCUUCUGUCAGCAGGAGGAGGAAGUCCCUGCCUGGCGAACUAGCCGCCCAAAGACGAAUAAUACCUGAAUAAAACCUCGAUCAGGAUUCAGACAAAGUAUGGAAGCGAAGAGACCACUUAAGACGGAAGCUGGAGAUGCCACUUGUCCAGAAGAGGAGGCCAAAAAGGCAGCAGCUAGAGCCAAGGCAGCUAACCGCCUGCCUGAGGUCCGUCUGGUGGUGCUGGGCUGGAGGUGGCCGGGGAAGAGCCUGACUGGAAACACCAUCUUAGGCCGAGAGGAGUUCCGCUUGGAGCGAGCAGCUGAGUUCUGCGUGAAGAGAGAAUCGGAGGCAGCGGGUCGGCAGGUGAUGGUGGUGGACACUCCGGGCUGGUUCUCCGCUCAAGAUACACCACCCUCCUACAAGGAGGAGUUAGUGAGGGGAGCUACUCUUUGCCCUCCAGGUCCACACGGCUUCCUGCUCUGCAUCCCAGUGGGCAUGUUCACUGAGGUGGACCGCUCUCGCAUCGAGGAGCAUGUGAGCCUCUUUGGUGAGCAUGUGUGGGAGCACACAAUUGUGGUUUUCACCUGGGCAGAGGUGUUGAGGACCAUUUCAAUCGAGAGGUACAUUCGGAGGGAGGGCAAGGACCUGCAGUGGGUACUGGAAAAGUGUAAGCGAAGGUACUUUGUUAUUAAUAACUGCAUAUUCGGGGAGCAUCCCCAGGUGGGGCGCUUGCUGGAGAGAGUGGAGAAAAUGGUGGCAGAGGAAGGAGGCUUCUACAACCAUGAGGAGGCAAAGAAGGAAAAGAAACCUCAAGAUGAGAACCAGAAUCCAGCCAGAGAGGGACGGGAGCUGGGGGCUCGGCCCAAACAGAACUCUGGGCUGGAUUUGUCCAAACCCAUGGAGGUGGAGCCGCUUUCUAAUUAACAAGACACUCUUGGCUGAUGGACCCUCUAAACGACGAAUAACGGAAGCUCUGCCUUAUUGUUCUGAUGGCAAAGCUGCUUAUUUGACAAGAAAAAAAGGGUAACUGAAAUUUCACUGAUUGAGAAAAACAGUGUGAUUUAUUUAUUUUUUUAAUCAGACAUGUAACUGUGAGUUUUAGUCGUGUGUCUUUUUGUUUCUUUAUGUGAUGAUAUUAGAGGCCUUAGCCACAUAAACACUCUUUUUCAUGCUGUCCAAAGAUUUAUACUCCCCUGUUUUGUUAUUUAGUUUGAAAGAUGUUUAAGGUGUAUGAGGAGUGUUUUGUGAUGCCAGGGAUUUAAUUUAAUCAGAAACAAGGAAGCACAAGCUGUUACAUGCCAUCAUAUUCAAACCCAUUGUGUACACACUCCGUAGUCUUGGCGUCUACAAAUGGCAGAACUGCACUACUAAAUUGUUACUAUAAUCUUCUGUCAGUGACUGUUGCGGGAAUUGCUUCUUUAACGAUUCCCAUUUGUUGUGACCAAACUGUAAAUUCUUUUGUCGUGCUGCAAUGUUUAUUACACUCUCAGUGUACAGUUAUAAAGCACAUGGGCAGUUAUUGAUUUUGUGUGUUGCCUUAAAGCAGUGGUUUUGUGUUUGUGUUUUUUUGUCAAUGGAUGUUUCAUGUUUAUAUCACUGUGUGGUGGAGGGAUAUGUUUGAGGCAAGGACGCACUACCAUGGUGAGCUGCAAUGAUUAGUUUAGUAAUUUGUAAAUUAAAAAUCUCCGACAAUUUUGAUAAUCAAUACAUUGUUUAAAUUAGUAUCAAGAGUAGAGUAUUAACAAAGCAAAACAAAUAUCUAAAUAUCUUCAGGUUUUGUAGUGCUUAUUAGACAAGAUAUCUAAUUACAUGUUUGUAUUUAGGAAACUGAAAUGCUUAUAUAUAUUUAUUAUUAAAUGUUGUGACAUUUUAUAGACCAGACCAUUUAUCAAUUAAGCAACAGGUCAGAAGUAAAACAGGCUUGAAUCUUUUCCAUCAGAAAGGACAGCAAAACACUGCUUCAGCCUGCUGUUAAGUUAUACUUUAAGGAGACAACUAAUACAGUGUAACUGUAAAGAUCACCUUUAAGGUUUUUGUUGAUGGAACAACAACAAUCUUGGGUUUAAACAGGUUUAGUCUUUGACCUCCAACAGGCUGUGCAAGCAGUUGGUAAGACUCUCCAACUCUUUGUUUGUUCUGGUGUACUAUUAUUGGACAGAGUCAGCUGCUCUGGACAGGAGGACGCGUGAAGCGGUUUUUAUAGGCGCUUUGAUAGCUCACUGUACUGACCCCCACAUGAAUCAGGUAGUGUUACACCACCAUCUGAGUGACCCACUUAAAGGAAACAUACAGUAAAGAGUUACAUGCUGUCGUUAGACCAGUUGAAUCACUCCUGUCCUCUUUCUUGUGUUGGUGGGGCUGUUGUAGGACUGUGCUCCCUGCAGGAAACAGGUGGUUAAUCCUUGCCUUGGACAUAUCCCUCUGCUGCAGACCAGUUCACAUACAUACAGACAUAAACAUACCAAUAGAACUGUCAGUUUUACUUUGUUUUACUUGGGAACACUGCUCAUUUAGUUUUAGUUAACCUGGCGUACUGGUGUGAAUCAGGGUCUAGUAGCGUUGUUACUGACUGCCUUCAAUCUUUUGUAAAUGUCACAGUCUCACUUUUGGCCCUCAGGACUCAAACAUACUGGUUUUCAUUCUCACCAUCAAACCUGAUUGUUACUUUUUAUCAUUAUCAAGAUGGCCAGGAUUCAAAUCAACUGACUCGAAGCCUUUUUAUCGUAGGAAUGCUGUCGAUACGGUUUCUUUAAAGAAGCCGCCGGACUCUUGCAUGAAUGUGUUUAUACUUAUUAAGAGUUAAGAGUUAAGCAAACCUAAUGCUGUAUACUCAGAUAUGCACUAUGAUUAUUUCACCCAGUGUGGGCAAAUACCAUGCAAAUACAGACAUUUAUGAACUGAAACAUGAUACAGGAAACAGGUCUGCUGUAAACUUGUAUUGUAUACUAGUGCCUAAGGGACUUUGUAUUCCUAUUUUUUUCAGGGGUUUGACAUAAGCAUUACAGAUGUGGGUCAUACUGUAUGGGGGAGAAUCUUGAUUGAACACUGAGUCACAAAGGGAGGCCAGGACACAGCAGACAUGUACAGAAACUGCUGUUAAGGCAUGCAACCUGAUACAACCCACUAUCAGUGUUUGUAAUGGUGAUUGAGUUACUUUCCAGCAUGUGAAUCGAGUUACUCUUAAGAAAUUAAUGAAUGAAGCAGAGUCAUCUCUCUGGGCUUUUGCUGUAUCCUCUGUCGGCCUGCAACAUGUCGUAUUGGCCCACACUAUUUAAAGUAGAUUUCCUUUGUUAGAAAUUUACUGUGUUCUUCUACUAAGUCCAAAUAAAUGUAUAUUUUGAUCUAA